AAAAAAAUUAAAACGGAAACUGAAAUCAUUGAUUCGGUGGGCUAAUUUCUUCGGUUCGAUUUAUCGGUUUCAUUUGCUCGCUCUCACGCGCAAGGCUCGACCUAAUAAGACCACAUCGUUUAAUGGACCGACUCGGUUUUAUUCGAAAUUCACUGCCGGUGAGAGACUGAUCCGAGUCAAAAACAUUUGCGAGGCAGAAGCAAAAGCCGUUAGAGCGGUUGAUUCAGCCUUUUGUUCCCUCAGAAACAUAAAAAAGAGAAAAUUCAAACUUCGCGAAAAAAGAAAAGCACAACAAAAAAUUACAGAAGCAGAGGAAUCCAAUUCAUAAAAACUGUUUAUCAAAGUUGCAAAGGAUUAUUCAAUUCCCUCCAUAUGUCGAUUGCCACAUUCAAAGCUUUGAAAGAAACCCUAAAACCAUGUAAAUCAACAUCAAAAUCCCCAUUUUUGACCGAGGAAUCAUCUCAAGAACCAGAACCCACAAUUGUAAUCCCAAGAAAGCCUCCAAAAUCUAAUCUUUCCCAACAGCUUCAACGUCUUGGAGACUUCUAUUUAUCACUACCACAUCAACAAUCUCAAUCACAAAUCUCACUAACCCCACAAACGCAGAAGCCGCAAAGUCUUAAACUUCAAAUCCAAGUUGAAAAAAAUGGAAAAGAAGAAGAUAAAGAGAGAGAAUUCGAGGAUUUUGAGAGACCCAAAUUGGGUCAAUUUCAGUUUGAUCAUACAGGGCCCUUUGAGCCAUUACUUCUGUCUUUGCCUGGAGAAGUACCAAUUGUACAGGUUCCUGCUUCCAUUAACUGUAGGUUGCUUGAACAUCAAAGGGAGGGAGUAAAGUUCUUAUAUAAGCUAUAUAGAAACAAUCAUGGAGGUGUUCUUGGUGAUGACAUGGGGCUGGGCAAGACCAUUCAGACAAUAGCCUUCCUGGCUGCUGUUUAUGGAAAGGAUGGAGAAUCUACUGACUCCACUAUGUUAAGGGAUAAUCAGGUAAGGAAACAAGGCCCCGUACUAAUAGUUUGCCCCACUUCUGUUAUCCAGAACUGGGAGAUUGAAUUGUCUAGGUGGGCCACCUUUAAUGUUUCUCUCUACCAUGGUGCAAACCGCGAUUUGAUUCGUGAGAAAUUAGAUGCAGGUGGAGUUGAGAUUCUGAUCACGAGUUUUGACACGUACAGAAUUCAUGGGAACAUUUUGUCAGAAUUUAAAUGGGAGAUUGUAAUUGUUGAUGAGGCACAUCGGCUUAAAAACGAGAAGUCAAAACUUUAUGAAGCAUGUUUAGAAAUUAAGACACAGAAACGAAUUGGUCUAACAGGAACCAUAAUGCAAAACAAAAUUAUGGAACUUUUUAAUCUUUUUGACUGGGUUGCACCUGGAUCAUUGGGAACACGGGAACAUUUUAGGGAGUUCUAUGAUGAACCUCUCAAGCAUGGCCAGAGGGCAACUGCACCUGAAAGAUUUGUUCGAGUUGCUGAUGAGCGUAAAGGGCACUUGGUGGCAGUCCUUGGUAAAUAUAUGCUUAGGAGGACAAAGGAGGAGACCAUUGGCCAUCUUAUGUUGGGAAAGGAAGAUAAUGUUGUAUUCUGUGCAAUGAGUGAAUUACAAAAACGGGUUUACAAGAGAAUGCUACAAAUACCAGACAUCCAGUGCCUUAUAAAUAAGGACCUUCCAUGCAGUUGUGGUAGCCCCCUUAGACAAGUGGAAUGCUGUAAAAGGAUUGUGCCUGACGGGAUUAUAUGGCCUUAUCUUCACAGGGAUAACCCUGAAGGUUGCGAUUCAUGCCCCUUUUGCCUUGUUCUUCCCUGUCUUGUCAAGCUCCAACAGAUAAGCAAUCACCUGGAGCUGAUUAAGCCUAACCCUAGGGAUGAACCGGAUAAACAAAGGAAGGAUGCAGAAUUUGCCUCUGCAGUAUUUGGUCCUGACAUUGAUUUGGUUGGGGGGAAUGCCCAGACUGAGAGUUUCAUGGGCCUGAGUGAUGUUAAACAUUGUGGAAAAAUGCGGGCACUGGAAAAGUUAAUGUGCUCUUGGGCGUCACGAGGUGACAAACUACUUCUCUUCAGCUAUUCUGUCAGGAUGCUGGACAUACUUGAAAAGUUUGUCAUACGCAAAGGAUAUAGCUUUUCAAGACUUGAUGGUUCAACUCCAACUAACUUGCGUCAAUCUAUGGUCGACGACUUCAAUUCAAGCCCAAGCAAACAGGUGUUCCUUAUAUCAACUCGAGCUGGUGGGCUUGGGUUGAAUCUUGUAAGUGCAAACCGUGUGGUUAUAUUUGAUCCAAACUGGAAUCCUGCAUAUGAUUUGCAGGCCCAGGACAGGUCAUUUCGUUUUGGGCAGAAGCGGCAUGUUGUAGUGUUCCGUUUACUUGCAGCUGGGUCCUUUGAGGAACUUGUUUAUUCCCGUCAAGUUUACAAACAGCAGCUGUCAAAUAUUGCUGUUUCUGGCAAGAUGGAAAAACGUUAUUUUGAAGGUGUCCAGGAUUCGAAACAUUUUCAGGGCGAGCUUUUCGGAAUCGCUAAUCUGUUCCGUGAUCUAUCUGAUAAGCUUUUUACUAGUGAAAUUAUUGAAUUACAUGAGAAACAGGGAAAAGAUGAUGGACAUUCCUCUGUUACAAAGCAGGCGCUAGCUGAGAUUGGGAGCUAUUUUCUUCCCCAGAAACAAGUAGGUGCAGCAAUUUUAUCAGGGAGAGAAACCAAUAGACUGAGAGACGAUGACUGUGCUGCAGCACAUAAACCUGUGCUAGAGGAUUCAGGUAUUUUAUAUGCUCACCGUAAUGAGGACAUCAUCAAUCUUGGACCUGGCAUGAGGAAGAAAAAUGCAGUAAGCAUUCCCCAAAAUGUCAAAGACCGGAAAAAGACCCAGUAUAGCCGCCUUGCGCAAUUCAUGGGCAUGGAUGAGAUUGACUUUAGUAAGUGGAUACUCUCUGCAAGUCCUUUAGAAAGAGAGAAUGUACUUCAAAAAUUCAAAAAGAGAAAGAACAAGUUACCUGAUGGUUGAAGGAUAAGCUGAUUUUCAGACUUUUAACAACUGUAUAUAUUGUAUCAUGUUUCUUUCUAAAUUUUGGCUCUGAGAAUGCCCAAUUCAUUUUAUUUCUUGUACAGUACUGUAACUCACUCUAGUAGCAUGAAAAAAUAGGUGUACAGUGUGCUUACAAUGUAAUACAUAGUAGUUUCAGGUCUUAAGCGACAAUUGUAUGAUCAGUUCAGUUGAAUUUCUAUAGAUGUUAUGGAGUUUUGGUGGAU
Ricinus communis (castor bean) is the source of this 3230-nucleotide messenger RNA. Its product is annotated as switch 2. Bases 373 to 2985 code for a protein of 870 amino acids. Gene Ontology annotation, molecular function: ATP binding; ATP-dependent chromatin remodeler activity. The record is from RefSeq and is a predicted model, not a curated record. The transcript is spliced from 8 exons. NCBI's taxonomy places the organism in Eukaryota, Viridiplantae, Streptophyta, Magnoliopsida, Malpighiales, Euphorbiaceae.